Acanthochromis polyacanthus (spiny chromis) is the source of this 3878-nucleotide messenger RNA. It is a transcript of the gene zmat4a, whose product is annotated as zinc finger, matrin-type 4a. The transcript has 7 exons. NCBI's taxonomy places the organism in Eukaryota, Metazoa, Chordata, Actinopteri, Pomacentridae. Gene Ontology annotation, molecular function: nucleic acid binding; zinc ion binding. The coding region runs from base 85 to 867 and encodes 260 amino acids. The record is from RefSeq and is a predicted model, not a curated record. Gene Ontology annotation, cellular component: nucleus.
GAUCAGCUCCCUCCGUACUCCGGUGGAGUACCGCUGCCAGCAGCAGACUCUCGUCAUCCUGUCCUCCUCAGCAUCUUGUGGUUCAUGGAUUAUACACUUUCCCUCCAAGUGCAACAUCAGCUGGCGGUGUUCCCGACGCACUUCUACCAGGGCUACAGCGUGGAGUUACAGAUGAAGUCAACAGAGGUGGACCAAGGGCUUUUCACAGACAGCUACUGCAAAGUGUGCAGCGCUCAGCUCAUCUCCGAGUCUCAGAGGGUCGCCCAUUAUGAGAGUCGGAAACACGCCAACAAAGUGCGGCUGUACUACAUGCUACAUCCUGUGGAUGGAGGCUGCCCCGCCAAGAAGCUCAGAACAGACAACGGCAGCGACGAGGGCGACGUGGACAAGAAUAAGUGCUGCACUCUGUGUAACAUGUCCUUCACCUCAGCAGUGGUGGCACAGUCACACUACCAGGGAAAAAUCCACGCCAAGAGGCUAAAGCUGCUACUGGGAGAGCAGCCUGCCAUCACAACCAAAGAGGCGUCUCCCAGUCCUGUAAAGAGCUCUCCAGAAACGUCUCCCAUGACCUCCCCUCGACAGCGCCGUGACUCAGACCGCUACUGCCAGCUAUGCAACGCCUGGUUCAACAACCCCGGCAUGGCUCAGCAGCAUUACGACGGCAAAAAGCACAAGAAGAACGCUGCCAGGGCAGAUCUGCUGGAGCAGCUGGGAAAGACCCUGGACAUGGGAGAGAUGAAAGGUCUGAAACGAAGCUACACUUGUGAAGUUUGCAGCGUCACACUCAACUCGGUGGCACAAUACCAUGCACAUCUGCAGGGCUCAAAGCAUCAAAACAAUCUGAAGAACCAGAUCUGUGUCCAGUGAGCGUGGAGGAGGAUAAAAACCAACCACUGGAUUGAUGUCAGACAAGCUGUGGUCAGCUUGCCCUGCUUUUUCUGCCUCUGCUCUGCUUUUAUUCUCCUCAGCAUCAUUUCUUUUUCUCUUUCUUUCUCUCUCCUGGCGUCAUUCUGUCUGUUUGGCCCUACAGAAGAGGGAAAUAAAGCGUUUUUUGUGACACUAGCACUGCAUCAACUCUCUCACCGUCAGUGUAAAGUCCAUUUAAACAGCUCCUCCAUCGUCGCUGGUCUCUGUUAAACCAUCGACCUGACAUUCCACUGCAGCUGUGUUCUGUGUUCUUUUAAUCCACUGACAGUCUGUGAGCAUUAAAGUGGAUCCAAAACACGGCAGCCUUUCUAAAAAUGCAUGGACUUAAUACUUUGGAUGUUUACGGCUGUAAGUGGAAUUUUUACUUGAGAUAGUUUAACCUGAAUGAUACAGAGGAUAUUUAUUUGAAACUACAAAAGAAGGACUUGUAUUAUUUAGCAUCGUGGGCUUUAACUCUGAGUAACUCACUGUCUUUGGUUCUGUCUGGCACUCAGUGUAACAUUCUUCUUGCAGUGGACCUAAAAGCCCCUUGCAGCUUUGAAGGGGUUGAUGGCAAUAACGGCACUGAUUGGACUUGUACUAUAUGUUGUAAAGGUUUUAUACUGAGCAGUGAAGGACUUUUCCCUGGGCUCUGGUAGAGCUGUAAGAAAACCAGCAGAACUGAAUGGUAUGUCUGCAUUUACACAGGAACACAAGUUGGUUUAUUUCUUCUUCAUUUAAAGAAUAAAUCUGGUUUAUUACAACUUUCAGUGUUUUUAUUUUCUAGGUUUUAGGAAUUAUUAAUAUUGGUAGAAAUGUUGCAUUCUCCAAGUUACCUGCUGAGAUCUGGGGACACAGUAGCACUAACUUAUCAGGUUUAUGUGGAAGACACACAUAAGACAAACCAUGGGUUUUUAUGUGAUCUAAAUCCCUGAACCCCCGCAUUUUCCUGUAUGGGUCCUGCUAGCAGUGGCAGCAGAUUAAACUAUUAGCUCCUUCUCCUGGGCCAUCCCAGAUGGACUAUAUGUUCUCCACCAAUUAACCUCGAGUCCUUUCAGCAUAAAAGUGACUUUUUCUCUUCCACCCGAUGUCUACAGCUGAAAAUGUGCUUGUGUGGAGAUACAGUCCCACAGAGAAGGCAGUCACAGAGUCCUGUAGAGACCUAUCAGCCCAUCUGGGUAAUCUGUGGAUCUGUCCAAGCUCUGCUGGAUGAUCCAACUUCUUUCUGUCUGGAAGCAAGUUUGAAACAAGGAGGGAAAGGUUGUAUGGAAAAGGCCUAAAGAGGAAGCUAAGAAAAAGCUCCCUGUAAAUGUUUGUUUCAGCAUUAAAGACAAGUUUAGACUCUCUGUCAGGGAAAGCAUUGGAUCAUUGUAUCUGCAUUCUCUUCUUUCAGUCUGUUCACUCAGAGCUUUGGAGAGACAACAUGAGUCGAUCUAGCACCAUAUUCAUGAACAAGGCCCUCUGUUACUUGACCUCCUUCACUUAUGACAGUGACCCAGUCCCAACCAGCAAAACCCCAUCAUGUCAGACUCAGAGGAGCUACCAGCCAUCUCUGAUGCUGCAGACUGUCACUGACUGCACUAAAGGCCAUGACCUCAUGAACUGACAACAUCCCUCCAUCUGCACAAAGCAGAAUGUAACACUAAAGGAGCAGUUCAAUAGAUCUAACCAUGAGUUCAUUUCAACCAUGAUCCAGAGGUUGUCCUUCUGGAUGCUGCUCCCACCUUGAGGAUGCCUUCAGAGUUUGUCCAAACCUAAGAUGUUAAUUGUAUGUCUGCACCAUGGUUUGUAGUCUGACGUAUGGCUUCAUGUUUGAUUAUUUAAUCCAUGGGAUCUUUGGGCCGUUCAUAGUUCUGGCCUCAGAUGCAAUUUCUCUUCGUAACAAAGUGCUCCCAGAUCUACAAGCAAAUGAGUUGUUAUUCUAACUGACAGAAAUGAUGUCCAACGCUACACAAUAAGACUGAAGGUGAUAGACCAAAGUCCUCACAGUGUAAGGAGAUGUCAAAAGACAUGAUCUGAUCAGUACGUUCUAAAAGUUCUGUUUUUAUUCCUGUGUAAUGCAGCAUAUAAAGUCUACAGUACGUGGCUAGAGUUACAGAUUCUUUCAUUUCAGUAUGGUCUUCAUCUCAGGGAGGUGUAACUGGUUGCUUUUGUGAAAUUUAACACUGCUGUUGAGAGCUGAACAUUCACAUGUACUGAAUCCAUUCCACAAUAGAGCCUUGUAGAAUGUAGAUACGGAACAAAGGACUGGAAAAGAACUGCAACGUUUCACAGAAGAGUUUAAAUAUUGUAGAGUGUAUUAUGGAGUAACAUAUAUAGUAACACACACACACACACACACACACACACACAAAGCUUAUGUAGCAUUCUUGUUUCUUCCAUGUGAGGUUGUUGAGGACUAGAACUGAUUGCUGUCUUCUGUUGUGGAUCAGGUUGUGAUAUUUGCUGUUUACACUCUGAGUGAAGUCAUCUCCUGUCGUUUCCUGUGCUGUGUCGGCUGCACACCUGUGUUUGAUCAAAAUGUAGCUUUGACUCGUGUCGUUGAAGCGUUUUACUUUGCAGAGAUGUCCCAGUUUAUUGACAGCUGAAAUCACUUGAACAUAGAGCUGCAGAUUUGUACUGUAGAGGAAGAGAAAAUAACCAUCAGUGAACAUCUGGACUGAACCUGACAGAACUGUAGCUGGCUGAUGUCAGAGCCGCCAGCUGAUGGGAGACGCCACAAUAAUUUAUAGAAAUGUGUUUUUUAAUAUUGCAAAUAAGAUGUGCACGUACAAUUUGUUAUUGCAAGAAAAAAAACUCCACUGAAUUGCUUUGCUCAUCUUGAGUGAUGAGAUCUGUGUCCAGAUGUUGGAUCAGCCAUUCUCCUCCAUCACAGGAUGUCACCUCUCAUCACCCUGUAGUCCCCUUGUGCUCUGGGUUAUGUGCUCUGUUGUGUCUGAGAAAACAAUAAAAGACACUUGCAACUACAGAAA